GCGUGGGCGUGGUUUGAAGUUGAGAAAGAGGCUUGGAUUUAUUGCUCCGCCUCUACAUGUGGCUCCUGAUUUGAACAUAUCCGAGUUGGAAGCAAAUAGUUGUGAGGUUGCCGGUACUGGUGGAGCUGAACGUGGUAUUUGCACAUGGCGGAUGACUUGGGAAACGAGUGGUGGGAGGAGCCAGCCGGUGACGCUUCUAAUUCAGGUAAGCGACUGAGUUUGCGUCGAGUCUCUGAACCGGCAGAAGAAGUGAAGGAAAGUGAAGAAUCUAAAGGAAACAAAAAGAAAAAGAUCCCAUCAGGCAAAACCCAAGUGAAGAGAAAGAAAGAGGUAAAAGUGUCGCAAGAAGCAGAAAAAGAAGAUUCGGCGCCAAAGAAGAAAAGAAGAAAGAAGAAGACAAUUUCUGAUGUUCUUGCUCAACAUGCUCCAACAGCAGGCACACCAGAGGAUAUGCAGAAGCUGGUGCUAGAGCACUUUGAAAACAAACGGUCUGUGAUUGAACUGGAGGAACUACAGAUACCAGAUACGUGCUUUGUGAAAGAAAACGACCUUACACAUACUCUGUCCUCGUACUUGAAAGAGAUCUGUCCCAAAUGGUCAAAACUGUCCAAGAACCACAAGGAGAAGAAGUCUGUCCUGCUGUUGGUUGUCUGCAGCUCAGCCCACCGUACUCUGGAGCUUAUUAAGUUGAUAAAUGCAUUCAAAGCUGACACAAAGGUGAUGAAGUUGUUUGCAAAGCACAUAAAGAUAAAAGAUCAAAUAAAUCUUCUGGAAAAAAAUGUUACACAUAUUGGCAUAGGAACGCCAGGAAGGAUUAAGGCUUUGAUAGAUCAAGAUGGAUUAAGCUUGGAAUCCAUGAAAUACCUGGUGUUUGACUGGAACUGGAGAGAUCAGAAAUUGAGGCGGAUGAUGGAUAUUCCAGAGGUGAAGAAAGAAACGUUGGAACUCUUGGACAGCGGCCUUAUCCGUGCGAGUAGAGCAGGGACUCUGAAGAUUGGCCUCUUUUAAAUAAAGACGUUUCCUUUGCCUCCAUGUUUCAUUUUAGAUGAUGUGUUUUCCAACGGAGAAAUGUGUCCCCAAUCUGCAUAUUAAUCUUUAUCCCUCAUUCGUGUGUAAUAAAGUUUUAUCUCAAAUAA
Messenger RNA from Xenopus laevis (African clawed frog), 1136 nucleotides. RefSeq names its product cms1 ribosomal small subunit homolog L homeolog (gene cmss1.L). The record is from RefSeq and is a predicted model, not a curated record. Gene Ontology annotation, cellular component: nucleus; 90S preribosome. NCBI's taxonomy places the organism in Eukaryota, Metazoa, Chordata, Amphibia, Anura, Pipidae. Bases 145 to 1008 code for a protein of 287 amino acids. The transcript has 11 exons.